Molecule: messenger RNA, 4187 nt
Organism: Dermacentor andersoni
Lineage: Eukaryota; Metazoa; Arthropoda; Arachnida; Ixodida; Ixodidae
Source: RefSeq, a predicted model, not a curated record
GGACCACGGCAAUAUCCGUUGUUCCUUCGAAACUGCUACUUGCGCGCUGCUGUUAAGCGCGCCUGAUUGUGUUGUGAAUUGCCAUUCAAUUGCGCAUUAGGAUUGGUCGGUUGGUUAUGGCGUAAACCGACGGCGGUUUCUCGGUUGUGCGGACGACGAAAAUGUGCGGAAACCAGUGCACCUGUUCGACAGAUUUUUUCUAAUUCAGGCCAAGGACGUGCAAGCACAGAGCCGGCGCAAAAGCUUUAGCCGCAGACGGGAAACAUGGAUGCUGCCCGUUUGAGGACUCCAAGCAGGAAGACAAUUGCUCGAAGGCUGUGUAGCACGCCAAUUAGGACAAGUGAUGCUGCGGACAAUGAAGUGGCCGAUGGUGACGUCUCUUCAUUUCUUUCGACCUUGGACGAUUUUGUAGAGCAAUGCGAUAGUUUCCUUCCUGCAUGCCCACAAGUCCCAUCUGAAAGCGAUGCUGCUGGCAGUACAAGCAGCUUUCACGGAUUUUUUAUCGAGGACAGUGAAGGACCAAGUUUACCAGAGCGUGCAAGUACUACUUGGCACGGUCGCUGUUUAGAAGACAACAGGGCGGACUCUGUCGAAGAUGCUGAUGAAGCUCAAACCCUUAGUAUUGCAUACUGCAGUAGUGAAUAUCAGUGCAUAGAAACAACCCAAUCAGAACAAUAUCCAUCAGUUUCUGAGCAUUCAGCAUGUUCUUCAGCUAGGACUUGUCACAGGGAACCGGACUUUGUUGGUAGUUCACAAAACAGUCACUACUACCACAAUGGGGAACAUUCUCAGGGCUGUAAAAAAGAUAAGCUUGAGGGCGCAAACCUGGAACACAGUGCUAGUUGUACAAUCCUGGAGGAACCAAAUAGGGAAAAUUCCAAGUCCACAUCAAAAAAUGAGCAUUUUCAUUCACAUUCAUUUCAACCAGGGAACACAUAUGUCUCUACGAAAUGUAGAGGGAAAACAGAAGGGAACCAUUACAAGCAGCAUGAUCAAAGCUUUCAUAGCAACUGUGAAAAUGUUGAGCAUUCUGCAAAUGAAGGAUGCAGACAGGAGCCUAGAGCAGGCAGAGUGAGCCGUCUGAACUGUGCUCGGAUAGAAGGUGCCUUCAAAACCGGAGAGUGUCCUGAGACUCCUCGUGGGAAGAAAGGGGGCCAGCAUUAUGGCCACUUAAAUAGCAGCUGUGAAAUGCAUAAUGCUAUCAAUUGCUCCUGCACACAUUUCCAAGAAAAGCUAGAGGAGCAGCAAUUUGAGCAACACAUGGAAAGCUUUAAUAAAAGCUGUGUCAUGGAGGAUGCUUCGGCAUUUAAGGAAUAUAAGGAUGAGCCAUUGGAUGCAGAGGCUAAGCAAUGUGAAGAUAGCUCUGAUGACAGCUGUAUCAUAGUAUAUGCCUCUACACUUAAGAAAUAUGAAGUAGAAGAGGUACAAGCUCAGCAAUAUGUAGAAAGCCAAGAUAGCGGUGGUAUCAUGGUGGAUGGUUUGGCACUUAAGGAAUAUAAGGUGGAACUAUUGGACGUAGAGCCUGCACAAUAUGUAGAGAGCUCUGAUGACAGCUGUAUCAUGGUGGAUGCCUCUACAUUUAAGAAGUAUGAUGAAGUGGAAGAGGUAGAAGCUAAACAUUAUGUAGGAAGCUGCGAUGGCAAUCGUGUCAUGAAUGAUGCUUUUACAUUUAGAAAUGAUAAACCAAGGGAGGCAGGCGUAGUAUAUCCAGAGAGCUUGUGUCAUGUCCACCAGAGGAAAGGUAGCUUAGUAACACACCAUGAGAAUGAAUCAAAUGAAUGUGGUGUGCAUUGCAGCACUAAUUGUUCUUUUCAGGGAGUUUUUGCAUCUGAUCAGAAACAAGUGUAUGAAUGUGAGGCACAGUGUAGCAGUGCUUAUAGUUCGAGCUCUUGCCCCCAUCAUGCAAACUCUGUUGUCAGUGUCUCUGUACCUGUCCACCAGACACUUUCAGCAGGAUGCAAAACACCAUUUGACAUCUGUUACAAAUCCUGUACUGGGAAUAAACAGGUGCCAUGUGUCACACCUCACAAACAAAAUGAGCUGGAGACUAUUGAACUGUUAGAGGAUACUACUUCAAAUAACUUUAGCAAUUUUUUGCCUUCAGAAGUAGCUAGUGACAGGGAUCUCUCUCCAGCAAAUCGCAAUGCACAUGUGAAAACUGAGCAUUGCAGCUCAAUUCGGAAUCUUGCAGCCUCAAGCAUUAGUAACGCUAGCAAUGUGAUUUUGAAGCCACAGUUGGGAAGGAAUGCCAGUGCUAACAGCCCUGCUUACUUUACAGACAUUAUGCAAUCUGUCCCAAAUAUGUGUGACAGAAGUUCAUUAUGCCAUGAGGACAUGGGGCAGAUAUUACCAGGGUUUAAGGGGGCAAAUGACAAACCUGUUACUGGUUUGUCAGCUCCUAGUGAUGAUCAUGCAGGUCCUUCCAGUUAUAUUGAGCACAAGCCUGAAGACAACAUAAUUGAGAGUAGCACUGAUGCCAGUGAAAAAGUGGCAAUUCUUGUUGUUGCGGGACAUAAAGAUCACCACAAUGAGACUGACAUUGUUCAUGCUGUAGACAAGGAAUGUAAAGGAACUUCAAUGGCCAUUAGUCCCAGCUCAAAACCUGUUCCUCUUCUGGAUGCAUGUCUGCAGUUGGACCAUAUCUGUGAUAGAACUGACAUUUUUGACACUGCAUUGGUAGCAGCAGCUGACAGGAAUGUUGCAUCAAGUACACAAAGAUGCACCAAGGAUGGCAUCAGACCUCCAUCACCGUCCUGCUCAGUUGCAUCUGGAGAUGUUCUAGACCUAGCAGUUGAAACUGAUGAUGAAGCCUUCAUUGCUGAAGUACAGUCACCUAUUGCUUCAUCAAAAUCUACAGAACACUGCCAACCAACUUUGCAGAUUGCAAAUGUCAUGGCCUCGACACAUGAGGUACCAGCACAACCGUCUAUUUCAAUGCCAGAGUGCAAGCCUUCCCAGGAGCUUCCGAAUUCUACUGACACCAGAAGCCUUGCCGGAAUCGAACCUGUAGCCCCACUGUUGGUACAUACACUAAGCAAGGAUGUGAUGUACGUCCCUGAUGAUUUGGACAUGCGUGAGAAAAUAAACACUAUUAGACGUCACCAAGGGCGGCAUUUCGAGCCACCACACCAGCCUGAAGACCUUUGUGCUCAUUCAAGCCACACUAUGACCACUGAUUCUCAAGGCUUGGACCUGCAGCUGCCAAGUGUCGAGGCCCCAGAGGUGAAAAACCGAGCUCCAUUCAUGAGUGAAGAUCCUGCUGAAAACAAGGACAUAGAAAAUCCUGAAUGGGAAGCUGUUCGUCGCCUUAGCACAGAUGAAGAACGAUACCAGGCCGUCCACAAGAUUUGGCAUAACACCAGGAUUCCAGACCCUCACAGGGAACUGACGACUUUCCAUUAUCGGCGACGAAUGUUAAGUCUGGGACAUGCAAAGAGCCAGCCCGCUAAGUCUAAACGCCGCAAGCGCAAGGCAUCACGCAGCUCCUCGCAUGAACACACGAAACCUGCCAAGCGCCAGCGUUUUGACACUGACAUCAUUGACCUGAAGCUAAAAGAACUCAAACGGAAAAAGGAGAAAGACGUCACAAGAGCUCAGAAAACGUUCAGGGAUGACAUCCACAAGCUCCACUCGAGUUUGUGGAGGCCAAGGGAGGAGCCGUACGCUUCACAUGACCGCGGACACUCUGACAAGCGCCACAGGAGAGCACAUACGGCGCCAUGGGACUUCCACUAUUAUCAGUCACAAGAAAUGAGGAUCUGCGAAGAGUACAGAGCCAACGAAGAGAGCAUCUACAACGAGUACAGGGCCAGGGAGUACAAACUGCUGAACGCUAGAGACGAAGUUCGGCGCGUCGACGCUUUCUACGCUGGCCUGAGGGACAGCGACCCGCGACUACUGUCAGAGGAACAAGUUAAAGAACACUUAAAGCUGGAGGAGACGCUGGGAUGUUUCAAAAAGGCUUACAGGACACCGAGGGAAUGACUGCCGAUGUGCGCGUGUGCUUUCGGAACUUUUGAGUUACGUGGUGCAGUCGGUCGCUGACUGUGCAAGGGUGUGUGAAACUGCUUCUAGUACACUCUAACAUUGUGACAGCCAGAGGCUUAGCACGUUUUAUUUUUCUUACGAAGUCUCUCUCUCUCUCUUUGCGUUCUCUUUACGUAAAAUAAAGCAUCAAAUCAACAAUG